Messenger RNA from Triticum turgidum subsp. durum (durum wheat), 1542 nucleotides. NCBI's taxonomy places the organism in Eukaryota, Viridiplantae, Streptophyta, Magnoliopsida, Poales, Poaceae. The record is from the annotation of a GenBank genome assembly.
AUGGAGCUAACGGCAGCCGCCCUCCUGUUCCUCUCACUCGUUUCACUAGCGAUCCUUUUGUCCUUAGUUGGCCGUAAAUCCAAAGCCGCAGCAAGGCCUCCUGGUCCAUGGAGCCUCCCGUUCAUCGGAAGCCUACACCACCUCCUCACGCCAUUGCCGCACGUCGCUCUCCGUGACCUGGCCAACAAGCACGGCCCGGUGAUGUACCUGAGGCUGGGCCAGGUGGACGCCGUCGUCAUCUCCUCGCCGGCGGCUGCGCAGGAGGUCCUCCGGGACAAGGACCUCAGCUUCGCGUCGCGCCCCAGCAUCCUGGCCUCGGAGAUCUGCCUGUACGGGAACCUGGACGUCGCCUUCGCGCCCUACGGCGCGUACUGGCGGACCAUGCGCAGGCUCUGCACGACGGAGCUCCUCAGCGCGCGCAAGGUCCGGCAGUUCGCGCCCGUCAGGGGUGGCGAGAUCCUGCGCCUCGUCGACACGAUCCGCUCUGCCGGCCGAGGUGGCGAGGCGGUUAAUCUCGGAAGCCUGGUGAUGUCGUGCACGAACACGAUCACGGCGAAGGUGGCGUUCGGCGAGGGGUGCGCCGGGGAGCUGCAGGCGCAGUUCCUUUCGGCGAUCGAGGUGAUUCUGAGGAGCAGCGGGGGCCUCUGCGUCGGGGACCUCUUCCCGUCUCUGUCGUUCGUCGACGUCGUCAGUGGGAUGAAGCGCCGGCUCUCGCGAGCGCGCCGGCAGCUCGACACGGUCCUUGACAAGAUCAUCGCGGAGUGCGAGGCGCGGCGAGAGCAGAACAAGAAGGGAGACGAGGAGGACCUUUUGAGAGUCUUGCUUCGGAUCAGGGAUGAGGGGCAGCUCGAGGUCCCCAUGGGCACCACAAACAUCAAGGCAGUCAUAGCGGAUAUGUUCGCUGGAGGGACGGAGACGACUGCAUCAACCACCGAGUGGGUCAUGUCGGAGCUCAUAAGGAACCCAAGCGCAAUGGCCAAGGCGCAGAAGGAGGUGCGGUGUGCAUUCAACCACAAGAACCCAGAAGACCAUGAGGCUCACAUGGAAGAGCUAUGCUACACAAAGAUGGUAGUCAAGGAGGCCAUGAGGCUUCACCCGGUGGUUCCGCUCUUGCUCCCCCGUGUCUGCAGGGAGACCUGCGACGUCCGCGGGCUCAGGGUCGAGGAGGGCACUCGCGUCUUCGUCAAUGCAUGGGCGAUGGCGAGGAGCCCCGAGUACUGGCAGGAUGCAGAGGAGUUCAGGCCAGAGAGGUUCGAGGACAACGCGGCGGACUACAAAGGUACACAGCUAGAGUACCUGCCAUUUGGAAGUGGAAGGAGGAUGUGUCCUGGGAACAUCUUUGCAUUGGCCUUGGUAGAACUCGUCGUGGCACGACUUCUAUACUACUUCGACUGGAGCCUCCCUGCCGGAAUGCGGCCGGAUGAGCUGGACAUGGACACCGUUGUAGGCUUGACGGCAAAGAGAAGCAACCAUCUACUCUUGGUGGCGUCACCAUAUAAUGUGCCGAUCCAUAAGGAGAUUGAUGACUGCAAAGCUCAUUGA